UAUAUUUUAUUAAUUUUGUUAUUUUACUUUUAUCUAUUUUUGCCCCAUUUCUUAAAUUGUUUAAAAUUCCCUUUAUCUGUUGAAUUUUUUAUUUUUUUCUUUCAGUUACUUUUUAUUAAAAUGGCGCAAACAUUAAAAUCUAAAAAGCUUCAACAAAAACAUGGAAACACUCAAUUAAUUGAAAAGAGCAACAAUAAAUGUUAUGAUGGGAUUGAUUACACAAAUUGUGGAAUUGAUUGGAAUCAACAUCGUUGGCAACUUUCUGAUUUUGAGAUUGGUCGGCCACUUGGAAAAGGAAAAUUUGGAAAUGUUUAUUUAGCACGGGAUCGUUAUUAUCGAAUUCCUGUUGCACUUAAAAUUCUCUUCAAACAUCCAAACAUUCUUCGCAUCCACAAUUUCUUCCACGACGACAAGAAGGUUUAUCUUAUUUUGGAAUAUGCUGUUCAUGGAGAACUUUUUAAAGAAUUGAACAGAUGCAAAAAAUUUAGCGAAUCUCGAACUGCUCGGUACAUUUUCCAAGUAGCUGAUGCUCUCAAUUAUUGCCAUUCGAAGAAAAUCAUUCACAGAGAUAUCAAACCUGAAAAUAUUCUUCUCUGUGAUGAUGGACAAAUUCGGAUUGCUGAUUUUGGCUGGGCCGUUGAUUAUUGGUCUGUUGGUGUUCUUUGUUAUGAAUUUCUUACUGGAAAGCCACCUUUUGAAACAGAUGAUCAAAAGCACACUUACAAACGAAUAACUAACGUUGAAUAUGUUUUUCCGAGGCAUGUUAGCAAGGGAGCGAUGGAUCUCAUCUCUCGGCUUCUUCGUAAAGAUCCAAAUCAACGAAUGACAUUUGAACAAUUACUUAAACAUCCUUGGAUUCUUGAAUAUUGUGGUCGUGCAAGCGAAGAUGUGCCUGAUAAUGAAUUGGCUCCAAUUUCAAUAUUUAAUGAUGAAUUACGGGAAACAAAAGUUGAAGAAAUUGAUUGA
Molecule: messenger RNA, 966 nt
Organism: Meloidogyne enterolobii
Lineage: Eukaryota; Metazoa; Nematoda; Chromadorea; Rhabditida; Meloidogynidae
Source: the annotation of a GenBank genome assembly